Molecule: messenger RNA, 1629 nt
Organism: Lithohypha guttulata
Lineage: Eukaryota; Fungi; Ascomycota; Eurotiomycetes; Chaetothyriales; Trichomeriaceae
Exons: 3
Coding region: 1-1629 (542 amino acids)
Molecular function (GO): monooxygenase activity; oxidoreductase activity, acting on paired donors, with incorporation or reduction of molecular oxygen; heme binding
Source: RefSeq, a predicted model, not a curated record
AUGGCUCUUCAAGUACCAUUCGUGCCUUAUGUCGCAGCGAUAACCGUGGCUGGGUACUCAGUAGGCAAGCUGAGCGAAACAACUACAGCAAGCAUCCUUUCCUGGUUACUUCCAACAGCUGUACUGUUGCAUGUUUUCUAUUCUUCCUAUAUCUAUCCUUUUUAUUUAUCUCCUCUACGACACGUUCCAACAGUGCCAGGAUUUCCACUAUGGGGUCAGUUCUACGAAAUCAUCACCUCGGAAUGUGCUGUUCCUGCCAGAAAAUGGCAUGCACAGCAUGGUGGUGUAGUGCGCUACUUCUUUCCUUUUGGUUCAGAACGUCUCUCUAUUGCCGACGACGAUGCUAUCAAGCAAAUGACUGUGCGAAACCCUUACAACUGGCCAAAACCUUUACGAGCUAAAGCUUGGAUGUUGCCAGUUCUUGGCGAAGGUGUACUUCUUGCUGAGGGCCAAACACACGUACAGCAAAGAAAAGCUUUGACACCAGCAUUCUCUAUAACAUCCAUCCGCUCCUUGAUGCCUGUUUUCUGGAAGAAAGCACUCCAUAUGUCAGAACUAUGGGAUACAGAAGUACACCAAGAACCAACAAAGACCAAGUCCUUCGAGGUUCUGGAAUGGUUGAACAGGACGACUUUGGAUAUUAUCGGCAAGGCAGGCUUGGGAACCGAUAUCGACUCGCUAGAUGAUCCAGAAACUCCUCUAAGACAAGCCUACAGAGCAUGCUUCGACUUUGGUCUACAAGCACGUAUCAUCAACGGUCUGGCGGCGUUCACACAACUUGUGCGACUGGUUCCGGCGAAGACCAACAAGGAUAUUGCCUUUGCCAAGAACACAAUUCUUUCACGAGCGACCGAUAUCAUCAAGCAGAAGCAAGUUGAAGCCCAGGAAAACAAAAAGACUUCUAAACCCAAGGAUAUUAUUGGACUUAUUGUCCGCGACAAUAUGACAGCUUCCAAGGAGGAUGCUCUGACCAUCGACGCGAUGCGCGAUCAGGUGAUGACCUUCCUUGGUGCAGGGCACGAUACUACUGCCACAUCCGCUGCUUGGACGUUGAUGUUGCUUGCGAAGCACCCUGAGAUACAGACCAAACUCAGAAAUGAGAUUCGCGAAUCCUUGCCCUUCUUGUUCGAUGAUUCUAAGAGAUAUGAUUCUGCGAUGUUCGAGAAGGCUGAUGUCGAUUUGCUACCAUAUCUGGAGGAUGUCUGCAAGGAGUCAUUGAGAUAUAUUCCAUCCAUCCCGAUGACAGUGCGCAGGUCGCGCGAAGACGAUCAGAUGGGUGGUUACUUCGUUCCAGCUGGCACCACUGUCUACCUGAUGGCAAAUGCUAUCAACCGGUUGGAAAGCUACUGGGGCCCUACUGCAAAUACCUUUGACCCUGAUCGCUGGCACAAUCUCCCACCUACCUAUACCACGAACGCUUUCAUGACAUUUUUACAAGGUCCACGUGGGUGCAUUGGCAGAAAAUUUGCCGAAGUUGAGAUGAAGGCCUUGCUUUGUGCGCUGCUGAGUAAAUUCACCUUCGAGAUGGACAAGACUUUCAAAGAGGAUCCCGAAGACUUGAAAAUGUGGCGACUCGUCUUGCGACCAAGAGAUGGUAUCAAUCUACAAGUUUCACCUAUUAAAGCAUAA